CAGCUCAAGACGUCAUUUUGGCUUUAUUUCAUGUGGGGAAAAACUUCUGCCAAACUGGGGGUGAAAUAUUGCACACAGCAGCGAAAAGUGAACAAGCUGCCAUACAAGAAAGAAACAAAGAGCUAUUCCUUUCCAUUCUUUCUUUUUAUUACUUUAAAUCCACCCCCCUCUCUCUCGAGCUCAACUUGUAAUACAAAUGUUGAAACCUAAUACGCUUCAACGUGCUCUUCCAGUAUUAGCACGUCGACAAGUCACAGCUAUUCCUUCUAUUACAGCACGUCGUACGUUCGCCACAGAGGCACCUCCGGAUCCAAACGCUAACCCCAUUACAGGCAAAACAACUUUCGGCAAUUUGCAUGACGAUGAUCGUAUCUUUACCAAUCUCUAUUUAAAGCAUGACUUCAAGUUAAAAGGUGCUUUAAAAAGAGGAGACUGGUAUAAGACAAAAGAGAUCGUUUUGAAGGGUCAUGAAUGGAUUUUGAAAGAAAUGAAAGAAUCCGGCCUCCGUGGCCGCGGUGGUGCCGGUUUCCCUACUGGCCUCAAGUGGAGUUUUAUGAACAAGCCUUUAGACGGCCGUCCUCGUUAUCUCGUUAUCAAUGCAGAUGAAGGCGAACCUGGUACCUGUAAGGAUCGUGAAAUUUUGCGCGGCGAUCCACACAAAUUAAUUGAAGGCUGCCUUAUUGCUGGUUCUGCAAUGAAAGCCAAUGCUGCUUACAUUUAUAUUCGUGGAGAAUUCUAUCAAGAAGCAACCCAUUUGCAGAUUGCCAUUGAUGAAGCUUAUAAAGCUGGAUUAAUUGGUAAGAAUGCUUGUGGAACUGGAUAUGAUUUUGACGUCUAUAUUCACCGUGGUGCUGGUGCUUAUAUUUGCGGUGAGGAGACCAGUUUGAUUGAAUCGAUCGAAGGCAAGCAAGGUAAGCCCAGAUUGAAGCCUCCAUUCCCUGCCGAUAUCGGUCUUUUCGGCUGUCCCACUACUGUCACCAACGUCGAAACCGUUGCUGUCGCUCCAACAAUUCUUAGACGCGGUGGAUCAUGGUUUGCUAGUUUUGGUCGUCCUCGUAACUCCGGUACCAAACUUUUCUGUGUUAGUGGACAUGUCAACAAUCCUGCUACUUUUGAAGAGGAAAUGUCUAUGCCUUUGAAAGAAAUGAUUGAAAAGCAUUGUGGUGGUGUUCGCGGUGGUUGGGAUAACUUACUUGGUAUUGUCCCAGGGGGUUCUUCUGUACCUGUUCUUCCCAAGUCGAUAUGUGAAGAUGUUUUAAUGGACUUUGAUGCCCUCCGUGAUGUCAAUUCUGGACUUGGAACAGCUGCCGUCAUUGUCAUGGAUAAAAGCACAGAUAUUGUAAAAGCAAUUUCCAGAUUCUCUAAAUUUUACAGACAUGAAUCAUGCGGUCAAUGUACGCCAUGCAGAGAAGGUACAAAAUGGUUAGAAUCCAUGAUGGAUCGUUUUGAAGUUGGCAGAGCCAAAAAAGAAGAAAUAGAUCAAAUCUGGGAACUAACAAAGCAAAUUGAAGGCCACACCAUUUGUGCCCUUGGUGAUGCAGCAGCAUGGCCAGUACAAGGUUUAAUUCGUCGUUUCAGACCAGAGUUAGAAGCAAGAAUAGAAAAAUUUAAUGCACAAAACAACUACGCCAAACUUGAAUAGAUAUUAUUAUUUGAUCAAAUAGCUGUUUCCAUUUAUUGACUAGUAUAUUUUACCCCGCGAAAUAAAACCUAUUUUCCGCUUCAGC
This is a messenger RNA of Mycotypha africana, 1727 nucleotides long. RefSeq names its product NADH dehydrogenase flavoprotein 1. Lineage: Eukaryota; Fungi; Mucoromycota; Mucoromycetes; Mucorales; Mycotyphaceae. Gene Ontology annotation, molecular function: 4 iron, 4 sulfur cluster binding; FMN binding; NAD binding. The transcript is spliced from 10 exons. The coding region runs from base 197 to 1642 and encodes 481 amino acids. The record is from RefSeq and is a predicted model, not a curated record.